Molecule: messenger RNA, 732 nt
Organism: Lasiodiplodia theobromae
Lineage: Eukaryota; Fungi; Ascomycota; Dothideomycetes; Botryosphaeriales; Botryosphaeriaceae
Product: NmrA-like family protein
Exons: 2
Coding region: 1-732 (243 amino acids)
Biological process (GO): import into nucleus
Cellular component (GO): cytoplasm
Source: RefSeq, a predicted model, not a curated record
AUGGCCAACGUCACCACCUUCCUCGCCGGAAGCACCGGCCUCGUCGGCUCCAACAUCCUCAACACCCUCCUCGCGCACCCCUCCAUCGCCCACACCUCGGCCUUCACCAGGCGCGCCCUCUCGCAGACCUCGCCCAAGCUCUCCACGCUCCCCGCCGACCCCAGCACCGCGCAACAAGAGCCGUCCAAGCUCUGGCCCACGCUCUUCCCGAACCCGGCGCCGCAGCCGUCCGUCUACUUCUCGGCGCUCGGCACGACGCGCGCGCAGGCGGGCAGCGUCGACGGGCAGCGGCUGAUCGACCACGACCUGAACCUGGCGCUGGCGCAAGCCGCGAAAGCCGCCGGCGUCAAGACGUACGUGCUGAUCUCGACGGGCGCCGCCAACAGCGCGUCGUCGUUUGCGUACCUGAAGAUGAAGGGCGAGCUGGAGGACGCCGUCAAGGCCCUCGGCUUCGACCACACGGUCAUCCUGCGCCCCGGCGUCAUCCUCGGCAACCGCCAGGACAGCCGCCCCGCCGAGUUCGCCGUCAGGAAGGUCGCCGGGUUGGUCGGUAUGUUCGGGAGCGGGUUCAAGGACUUUUGGGCGCAGGAGGCUGAGGUGAUUGCGAAGGCGGCGGUGGCGGCGGGGUUGCAGUGCGUGGAGGGGAAGAGGGAGAAGGGCGUGUGGGAGGUGCAGCAGAAGGAUAUCGUUAGGUUGGGCCGGACGGAGUGGAGUGUGGGGGAGCAGAAGUGA